Molecule: messenger RNA, 8136 nt
Organism: Saccostrea cuccullata (small rock oyster)
Lineage: Eukaryota; Metazoa; Mollusca; Bivalvia; Ostreida; Ostreidae
Exons: 3
Biological process (GO): DNA repair; telomere maintenance
Molecular function (GO): DNA helicase activity; ATP hydrolysis activity
Source: RefSeq, a predicted model, not a curated record
AUGGACCUUUUUUAUGGAAUGAGAAGUGAAUCUGAUUUUGGAUAUACAUCCGAUCUAUCUGAGGAUGAAAUGGUUCAGGCGUCAGGAGGCAGUGGAAGUGAAACUGAUCCAGAGCUGGAAGCUAUUUGGCUGUUUUCUCUUAAGUUGACGCUAACACACGUUCAUCCUCAACACCCAAGAAAAAGUGAAAUGCGGAGAAAAAAGAGCUUGUGUGGUAGAGAAAAAAGACUCAAAGAGAAAUUGUAUAAGAGAAAGAAGAGGCAGGAGCAGUCACUCCCCUCAGCAGAUGCUUCUACUGAUGAUGCACCACCAGACUCUGCCAUUCCUUGCGGGAUGGUAGAUGGAACUGUGUCAGUUCCACCCGGUCAUUUUCCGGGUCAAGGCUCUAUAGGGUUGCCUCCUUUUGAGGAAAAACCCUUGGCCAGGUUGCAGGCCUCUCCUCGUGAGAAAAUGCAACCAACUGCCCUGAGUAACGCAUCUUCUCAGGGAAGUCGUCUGUGUGCCCGAAACGGAGGCAUGGCACCGUCCCCUGACUCCCCACCGUGGGUUUGUACCUCACCGAGGGUACCUGAGCCGGACACCGUGCACGUGUCUGGCUCAGCAGGUCAGGCGCAGCUGGAUAUGUCAUCCUCUCAGGGGGAUGAGUCCAGCAGGAUACAAAAUGAUGCAAUGGAUUUUGAAACGGAUUUUGAAACGGAUAUUAAAACGGAUAUUAAACAGAGAACUGAAACGAAUUUAUAUGAACAAAUUGAGAAUAUAGACAAUAGAAAUGAGAACAAUAAAUCAGAAUGUAGAAUGGAGAAAUCAGAAUGUAGAAUGGAGAAAUCAGAAUGUAGAAUUGAGAAGUCAGAAUGUAGAAUGGAGAAAUCAGAAUGUAGAAUUGAGAAGUCAGAAUGUAGAAUGGAGAAAUCAGAAUGUAGAAUGGAGAAAUCAGAAUGUAGAAUGGAGAAAUCAUGUACUGAUGGACAAGAUGAUGUUGAAUGUGCAUGUAUGAGUGAUGAUGGACCAGUAACAAUGUUUGAGGUUUCUGUUCAAGGUUCUUUUCAUCAAGGUGACUUAAUGUUUGGUGAAAAUGCAGGAACACAGUGUGUAGCAAACUCCUUGGCAGCAUUGGCAUACCAUAAACUAAAGAAUGUGAAACAAUGGACAACUUCAGAUAUGAAUAAAGUGUUAGCAACAGGUGAUGAACUUUAUACAUAUUUGCAGCGUAGUUCAACUAUUGUUAGUAGAUACCUUUUAGUUGAUGAGUUGCCCCAGUUUUUAGAAUGUUUCAAUACACCAUUUGAGUUCAAAGUUCAUGAACCUUUAUGCAGCCUGAUAAAUUUGUCUGAUGUAGAGCCAAACUUAGAUGAAUUUAAUGCAUAUUCCCUUUCAAAUGCAUUGCAAAUUGCCCUUGGAGAAACAAGUGGAUGUUUUGUAUGUUUCAGAGGAAAUACGUUUUUGGUUGGGAAAACAGAAGAUGGUUACUUUACAUUUGAUUCACACUCAAGAUCGUCAUUAGGAUAUGUGAGUUUAAAUGGAAAGAGUACAAGGAUACUUUAUCAAUCUGUUGAUGAUAUUUAUAAUCACAUAUUAUCAUUAGCAUUGUCAAUGGGUUUUUCUGGUACCACUGAAUGUGAAGUAACAGGUGUUGAUUGUUCAAUUAGGCACUUUGUAUCUACUGAUCAAUUUGAUGUUGAAAUUAAGCAAAAGGAAGUUGCACAGCCAGAUACAGACUCGACAAAAAUCUUUCAAGAAAACACAAACAUUUUAACUGCAAGUCUUCAGUCAGUUGCAGAUGAUGAUGUUGAAUAUAUUUGCAGUGAAAGUCAUGAUAUUAGUUAUUUGCCACUUUCUCACAGUAUGAAAGUACAGCUAUGUCAGGUUAUGGGAAUACCACACUCAAAUAGAAUUGAUUAUGAUGAAGAGAAUCACCAUAUGCAAGAAAUAGGAGCACCUGUUGAGUGUGUUGAAAUUACAGGGGAUGGAAAUUGUUUCUUUAGGGCUAUUUCAUUUUGUUUGACUGGUGUGGAGGAUUAUCAUUACCCAAUACGAUUAGCAGUAUGUCAGCAUCUAAUGCACAAUAGAACAUUGUUUGAACCUUUUGUAAGAUGUGCAGAAUGUACUGUAGAAAAUCACUUGUCUGUUACAGAUAUGUGUAACGUUGGUUCAUGGACAACUGAAAUAGAAAUUCUUGCACUCUGUCAUCUGUUGCAAACUGAUGUACAUACAUAUACAGAGAAAAAGUGGGUUACAUAUUCAAGACAACUGAUUGAUCCUUCGACAAAUGUUCAAUCCACAGGGUCAAUCUAUUUAGAUCAUGAAAAUCAGAAUCAUUAUAAUGUAGUGGUUAGGGUUGCUGGAAAAGAAACGGAAAGGUUCAUGACAACAUCCGAUAAAUCUCAAUUUCUUGGCAAGGACUGGUACAGAAAAAAACUUGGAAAUCGGAACCGCAUGAGGGCCAAGCGUUUCACUUUAUCUCCAAAAAAGAAUGCAAAUAACAAGGAAAUGAAAUCGAAAGCUGCAAAACUUAAGUACAAAACAGACCUGAAAUUUAGAUUAAAGGCACUAGCAAAUGGGAUAAAUAGGUAUAGAAGCAAUGAACUUUACCAAACAAAAGUAAAACAGAGGAGUGUGGACAAAUACUCUUUGGAUGCAGAACACAAGUUAAAAGUCAAGGAAUCCAGCAAAAGAAAAUAUAUAACAGACAAUGUGUACAGACAAAGCAAAAAGAAAAGAAGCAUUGAGAAAUAUAGUUCAGAUAUAGAGCACAGAGAAGUUGUUAAACAAAGGAGUGUAGAGAAAUACAAGAAUGAUGAUGUGCAUAGAAUAGAUGUCAAACUAAGGAGUGUAGAGAAAUACAAGACUGAUGAUGUCCACAGAAUAGAUGUUAAACAAAGGAGUGUAGAGAAAUACAAGAAUGAUGAUGUGCACAGAACAGAUGUUAAACAAAGGAGUGUAGAGAAAUACAAGAAUGAUGAUGUGCAUAGAACAGAUGUUAAACAAAGGAGUACAGAGAAGUACAAGAAUGAUGACGUGCACAGAAUGAAUGUUAAACAAAGGAGUAUAGAGAAGUACCAAAAAGAUGAUGAACAUAGAAAUUUGGUAAAAAUGGCUAGUAAAAGAAAGUAUCUUAGUGCUGAUGAGAAAAAGAAGAAAAAAGAGAAUGUUCAGAAUCAGAGAUAUGCACUGAAAUUGAAGCUGGAAGAUGAAGAUGAAGUUUUGAAAAUGUUUAAAGAAAGUGUAAAAAAUGGUCCAGAGUACUCUUGUUGCUGUUGUGAUCGUUUAUUGUUUGAACAUCAAGUCCAAGGAUGUGCAUUUGAAAUGUAUGUAGAAAGACAACAAGCAAAUAAAAUUGCACAGACAUGCGUACAGAAGAAAUAUAUUCACGAUUGUACAUUGACAUGCCCGAAGCCUUGCCCACAGUCAUCAAUGUGGAUAUGUUUUACUUGUCAUAGGAAAAUAUUGAAUGGCAAAAUACCGGCAGAGGCAGCAGCAAAUAAGAUGUCGCUAGAAGAAAUUCCAAGUGAAUUGAGGAAUUUAAACAGUUUAGAACAACACCUGAUUGCCUUACAUAUUCCAUUUAUGAAAGUGAUGGCUCUUCCACAAGGUGGUCAAAAGAAUGUACAUGGACCCGUUGUUUGUGUGCCAUCAAAUAUGAAAAAGGCGACAAGUUUACCCCGAAAUGAGAAUGACAAUUUGUUAUUAAGAGUUAAGCUGAAACGUAAGUUAGCUUACAAGGGCUAUUUUGAAUACCAGUUUGUUGAUCCAAAUCACAUAAUGGUGGCUCUUGACUAUUUAAAGAAAAAGAACAAAUGGUACCAAGACAUUAUGAUCAAUACCACAUGGGAGGGCUAUGGUGAUGAAAAUGAUUUGUUAUCGAAUGAGUUCACUGAAUUUGUAGAUGAGGAAAUGAUACAGAGAGAAGAUAGAGAAGAGAAUCAAGAGGUUGUAACUGAUACAUGUUUACAGCCCGUGGAUGUUGCACAGGAAGUUCUUGAUCAUUACUUUGAUGAUGUCUACAAUAUAGCCCCAGCGGAAGGGAAAAAUCCAAUCAGAAUGUUGCAGGAAGAAGGAAAUGAAGCAAAGACCUUUCCACAUUUAUUUCCAAGUGGCAACUUUUCUUGGAAUGAAGACCGAGAUGUGAAGAUAACACUUUCAAGGUAUUUAAACAACAGACUGAUGAAUUCUGAUAACAGAUUUGCAAAAGACACAAAUUACAUAUUUUUCUCUCAAUACAUGUCAGAAUUGAACCAAGUAAUUGAAAAGACACAAAUUUCAAUACGGAAGUCUCUAUCAAAGCUUGAUAAUGGGAAAACAGUUACAUCUGAAAUGCUGCAAAAUCCAGAUGUUCUUUCGAAACUCCUAAGGAAUGAUGAGGCUUUGCGCUUUAUGCAACCUAUUCGUGGGACUCCAGCAUAUUGGUCAGCAACCCAGAAAGAUCUUUUUGCUAUGCUUCGACAGUUAGGCAUCCCAACAUGGUUUUGUUCAUUUUCUGCUGCAGAGUUUCGGUGGGAUGAAAUUAUUGGAUCAAUAUUGCAUCAUGAGAAUGAUCCUAGAUCCCCAUCUGAAUUGGACUGGUCAGAAAAAAGUGAAGUUUUAAGAAGCAAUCCAGUUACUGUGGCUAGAAUGUUUGAACAUAGAUUUCAUAUGUUUCAAAGGCAUGUCAUAUUUUCACCAUCAAAACCAAUAGGGAAUGUUAUUGACUUUUUUGUGAGAGUAGAAUUUCAACAAAGAGGCUCCCCGCACAUGCACUGUUUGUACUGGGUUGAAAAUGCACCAAAAUUUGGUGAAGAUGAGGAAGAAACUGUUUGUGAUUUCAUUGAUAGAUAUAUCACAUGUGCUCUACCCUCAGAAAAUGAUGACGCAGAAUUGCGGGGAAUUGUUUUAGGUGUUCAGCAACAUAGCAAGAAUCAUUCAAAAUCAUGUAGGAAAAAGGGAACAGAAUGUAGGUUCCACUUUCCAAGACCACCAUCAGAAAGAACUUUCAUAACAAAGCAGUGUGAGGAAGAUGUUGAGGACUCUGAGACUGACGGAAAAUUAUGUAAAUCUCAGGCAAAAGAUAUUUUAUUGCGUGUUUGGAAUGAAGUUCUUGAUGAUGUGAAUGGAUGCAAAACAACUGAGGAAAUUUUCAGAGAUUUGCAAUUAUCACAAGAUGUUUAUGAAAUGGCACAUAGAGCAUUAUCUACAAAAACAAGUACUAUCUUAAAACGAAAUCCAGAUGAAAUGUGGACAAAUCAAUACAACACAUGUCUUCUCAAAUGCUGGGAUGCUAAUAUGGAUAUACAGUACAUCCUUGACCCAUUUAGCUGCAUUGUGUACAUUAUUUCGUACAUUUCAAAAUCGGAACGGGAAAUGGGAAUGUUGUUGAAACAAACUCAAGUAGAAUCCGCAGAGGGAAAUUUGAAUGCUCGACAAACAAUAAGGAAAAUUGGAUCAGCAUAUCUCAACCAUAGAGAGGUCAGUGCCCAGGAAUCGGUAUACAGAGUUUGCAAUCUAAAAAUGAAAGAAAGUUCAAGAAAAGUAGUUUUUGUUCCUGUGGGUGAAAAUCCGACUCGUUUGAGUAAACCUCUAGCACAAAUGAAAAAAACGUCAAAGAAUGAAAAUGAAAUGGAAGAAGAUGAUGACAGCAUUUGGAUGACAAAUAUAGUGGAAAGGUAUGAAAGUCGACCUGAUGUACACCCUUUUCCCGAAAUGUGCCUUGCAGAAUUUUGCUCUGAAUUCCGUGUUUUGGCAAAAUCUCAAAUUCCUCAGGGAGAAAAAGAAGGAGUGUAUGAAUUGAAAAAUGGAAAUGGUUACGUGCAGAAAAGAACUAGAGGUAAACCAGCUGUUAUAAGAUAUCCAAGGUUCAACCCUGAAAAUGCAUCAGAAAAAUAUUAUCAAUCAAUACUUCAGCUUUUCCUUCCAUAUUUGACCCAAGAUCAACUGAAACCACCUGGAUUUGAGUUUUACCAGACGUUUUUUGAAAAUGGAUUUGUCAAAUUGAAUGGUGAAAACAAAUUGCAAUCAGUGCGGAAUGUGGUGGAAAAUAACCGCAGUAGUUUCUCAAAGAAUGAGGAUGCCCUUGAAAAUGCCCAAGAAAUGUUAGAACUUUGUGGUGAACCUGAGGAUGCUUGGGCCAAUCUUUGUCCGGAGACUGAAAGAAAUCGAGAAGAAUGUCUUAACCAAAAGAGAAGAAUUGAGCAGUCUGAAAACAAAGAACCAGAGAUAACUAAUGAAAUUGAAAAUGAUGGCUCCUCAGAAUUUAUAUACCAUAUAAGAGAGUAUUCUAGCUCAAGACAAGAAAUGCUUCCUUUAUUAAGAAGUUUGAAUGAAAAACAAAAACAAGUUUUCUAUUUAGUUCGUGAGUGGUGUUUGAAAAAAGUAGGUGGGAAGAAAAUAGAACCAUUACAUAUUUUCAUUACUGGAGGUGCAGGAACAGGUAAAAGCCACUUAAUCAAGACCAUACAGUAUGAAGCCUCUCGAAUUUUUGAGAAAACAGUUCUGUCUCCUACAGAUUUGUCAGUUCUUCUAACAGCUUUUACUGGAACAGCAGCUUUUAAUAUUGGGGGAAAUACAAUUCACCAUGUCUUUUCUUUAACAAAAGCUCUUCCCAUUCCAUAUGAACCUCUGAAAGAACAAAGUUUGAGUGCAAUGAGAACAAGAUUAGGAUCAUUGCAGAUUCUUAUUAUUGAUGAAGUUUCCAUGGUUUUUAAGCGACUUCUAUAUUAUAUACACGAACGCUUGGUCCAAAUCAGAAAAUGCAAAGAACCAUUUGGUGGUAUUACGGUUAUAGCUGUUGGUGAUUUCUUUCAACUACCACCAGUGAAACAACGAAAACUAGAAAUAUUGUACAAAGAAAAUGGGGAAUAUCCAGUAGACUACUGGUUAGACUUUUUCAAAAUCAUUGAGUUGGACGAAAUAAUGAGACAACGAGACGAUGCUGCAUUUGCAUCAGUUUUAAAUUCACUACGAAUUCGAACGAUCACAGAACCUCUAUCAGAAGAGGCGAAAACAAUGUUGAAAGAAUGUAUUAGAGAUGGACCAGAUGACGUUUUGCAUGUGUAUCCUACAAAUAAUGAAGCAAAUGAAUAUAAUCUGAAGAUGUUGCAUACUAACUGUGAAGAACUGAUGGAGAUUACUGCAGAAGAUUAUCAGAAAGACAAAACUACAGGAAAGCUUACCUUACGUGAGAAACCAUUCAUUAGAACAAGAACAGAUGGCUUAUCAGCUUCUUUGCUGUUGUCUGUGAAUGCUAGAGUGAUGUUGACGAGAAAUAUCAAUGUUGAAGAUGGCCUUGUAAAUGGUGCAAUGGGACAUAUUUCAGCUAUCGAUUUUGGAAAAGCUGAGCAAAGAAACAGGGUAGAUAGCAUUAGAGUAAUGUUUGAUUGUAAAGACAUUGGGAGACUGCAGGGAAAAGGAACAACACGUGGAAAUGAAGUCCUUAUUCAAAGGAUACAAGAAGAUAUCAAAGAGAAAAAUACAAAGAGUGUUGUCAGACAUCAAUUUCCUUUGAAACUCGCAUGGGCAUGCACAGCGCAUAAAGUUCAAGGAAUGACAACAAACAGUGUUGUAGUAAAUUUAGAUCGUACUUUCGCUGCAGGACAGGCAUAUGUUGCUAUUAGUCGUGUCACUUCCCAGAAUGAAACAUGGUUGACAGACAAUGACUGUACUAAAGCCUUUGCAAUCAAAGACUUCGAAUUCAAUCACACUACAAGGGAGCAGUCUUAUGAUGAAAGUGUGGAAUGUUUGGAUAAACUUCGCACAGCAAAAGGUGGGGGUGUUGGUAUUUACAAGAAAAGAAAGGAAAAGGCAUUAGUUCAUGUUUUGUCCGAAAAUAAUAUUGAGGGAAUGGCCGUGGAACUUUGCAAGGAAAAGACUAUUAUGAUUGUUGUGUAUCGACCAAGUGUACUCAGUGUCAGAUGUUUUCUUCAACACUUUCAAAGGGUUAUUGAUUUCUUUAAAGUACAAUAUUCUAAAUGCCUAAUACUUGGAGACUUCAAUGAAGACGCUACAUUGGAAGGACCGAUUCAAAAGAUGUUGGAGAUUAACGGUUUCAAGCAGAAAGUAAACCUUGCUACAACAGACGGUGAUACUAUACUGGAUCAUGUAUAUAUCACAAAAGAAAUGGAAGUUCGUAUAGAAAUCAUGCCAGUGUAUUACAGCUAUCAUGACGCU